This is a messenger RNA of Styela clava, 2206 nucleotides long. RefSeq lists its product as uncharacterized. Gene Ontology annotation, biological process: microtubule-based movement. Gene Ontology annotation, molecular function: dynein intermediate chain binding. Lineage: Eukaryota; Metazoa; Chordata; Ascidiacea; Stolidobranchia; Styelidae. Gene Ontology annotation, cellular component: cytoplasmic dynein complex; cytoplasm. The record is from RefSeq and is a predicted model, not a curated record.
UCAGUUAUCAUAAGUUAAUGUAAAAACGUAUAAUAUACUCUAAAAUAAAAAUGAGUAUCAGCACUGAGUCUGUCUCCACGACUGGGAAUGGUCAUAUUCUUACAUCAAGACUUUCGAGAAUUUCGAUGGAUAUUACUGCGACUCCGUUCGCCAGGACAAGAAAAUUAAACAGAAACUUGUCAACUGCCAGCUUAAUUGGAAUUGCGCCAGCAGUAACCAGUCCAACUGAGCCUCUUCCAAGCCCUGGACGAAAAAUAUCGAGAACUGGACAACCACCUUUGUUGAGAAAAGCGUCACAAUUACAAGUCAGCAAGGUCGGACCAGUAAAUUCUGGAAACAAAGUUGCAAAUGGGGGAAGCGCUGCGAUUGUGUCGCCGACAGAAACGGGCACAACCGUUUCGACUCUUCCGUCGAUAACAGAGUCAAAAAGAAUGAAUUUAACUGAUGUAGUGAUUUGGAGAAGAUUUACUCGAGCGCUAAAGCAGAGAGUGCAAGAUAAGAAGUCAGAAAAGAGAACUUUUUGCUGGUUGGAUCGGUCGAUGUCAACUUAUGGUGGCGGCGAUGGAAGCGGACAGGGUGAGCGAACGGCCGAGAUGGAGCCUUCAUACAGGAUGGAACCAAGCAGUAAACCUAAAAAAGAAAAAUGCACAGAGAUGAUCGAAAAAUAUUUGGCAGAAAAACUAAAAAACGUGACAUAUGAGCCUGAGUCGUGUGGAGAAGUAUCGAAGGAGAUUACAGACGAUAUAAAAAGAGAAGCAAAAAGACUCGAACUACUCCCACCCCGUUACAAAUGUGUUGUGUAUGUUGUUCUCGGUGAGAAAAAAGACCAGGAUAUUAGGGUGAGCAGCAUGUCAGCUUGGGAUAAAAACACUGACAGUUUUGUGUCCAGUAGUUUUCAAAAUGGGUCAAUAUUUUGCGUGGUCACAUUCUUUACGGUAUAUAUGGAAUAGGCAACGUCACAGAACCACUGAUAACUACACAGUAGUCAUAUAAGUGCGGUUUAAUUAAGCAAGGGUCUGCACAUGCAAAAUGUGGCUUAGUUGGUUAUCUAUUACGGACAUUCUGUUUAUGACGCGCAAAACGAACUUGUGUCGACUAUAAGUGAAGAUGGUAAUAUCAUAUUCACAUAAAGCGACAAUAUGCAUGUUCCGCUAACCCUCGUCCAUAUAUGUAUAUAUAUAUAUACAGAUAAAUGUGUGUGAUAUCAGAGAUACCAUUCAAUAUUCCAAAACAUGCACCAUCCAUUAUACAUGUUGCGAGAGGUUUAUUAUGGUAUAUUCCAACUCUCUAGGAGAAUAUAGCCAUGUUACUCCUGUUAAUUUUAUGUCUAAUAUAUAUCAUCGUUAGUGAUCAAAAUGAUAACUGUGAAAUAUAUUUAAAAUAUCGUAUGUUCCAACUUGUAGUGUGAUUGAGAAAUCACGCAAUCAGUUUCCUCAUUCCACUUGUAAUAAAAAUGAAACGGACUGCAUCUGCGCAACGAUUUCGAAAACUCAGAACAUUAUGUUGUUGCAUAAAUGAAUAUGACACUUAUAUAUAUAUUUACCUUCAGAUUUUAAAUGUUGUUUUAUUGUAUAUUUGUAUUGAAGUUAUGUCAAUAUUCAAUGCACACUACUUGAUUGGCUAUUUGCGCAUAUUAUACUCCGUAUAUGCAAGGCAGUUCUUUCGAGUUUUUCUCGAAUUGAUUAGAAGUAACAUGUGCUUCGUCUACAUUCUUGUCUAUCAUAUAGGUAAUAACCUUUCUCUUAAAUUAUAAGCAUUAAUGUAAAGUAGUAGCCAAAAUAUAAAAUAGUUCCGGACACAUUUCAUAUAUAUUUUUUCUAAUAUAUUUCAUAUUUGUCCGUUUCAAAGUGCUUAUUUAUGCCCUCUUUGAGAUCAGGAAUAUGGAGCGGUAUUUAGAUAAGGUAAACAUGCUCAGCCUCAUUUUAUUUAACAAGUUAGUAGAAAGAUCACCACACAAGACCAACAACGGUAAAUCGCUAAUCUAUCCUAAGACUACUUAAGAGUGAAUAGCGAAAUGAAAGCUGCAUUAAAUAACACCCCCCAGUCAUACAUUACCUUUACACAAAUACUGAAGUUUUUCGGGUUUCGAUCAGGGUUUCCGAAAUUUGUCCCGCCAGGAGCAGAGUUCAUCAAUAGGUAGGCUACUAUUCUCCACGAUUACUUCAUGUAUAACUCAAAAGUAAAUUGAAUGCAAUUUGCUCGAUUC